AUGAAAUAUUCACAUUUGACAGUUGAUCAGUACAUUUCUCUUCUCAAACAAUCUUCAUCAACUAUCAACGCCAAAGAAUUAUAUAUCAGCACACGAAAAGCAAAUGUUACUAUCCAAAAUUUCGAGGAAGCUGUUUCAAUUCUUCAAUCUGUCAAAACAUACAUGAAAUUCAAUACAUUUGAUGGAGUCAUUGAUAUUUUAAAUCAAAAAGACAAAGAAGUACAAGAUUCUACAGAAGAAAUCUUAAAACUUCAAACAAAAUUAAAUUCAUUACAAAAUAAACUACAAAAUGUAACUGAAAAUCACAAACAUUCAAAAGCGGUUUUAGCCCGAAUCUAUGAACUUAAGAGAUCUAGUAACUUUGAAAGUAUUUACCAAUUCCUUAAUGAACUUUCUUCGAAAGGAGAUCGUGAAAUGAUGUCAAAGGCCUGUGAAGAAGGACUUUGGAAAAAUGAAACAACAAAAUAUGAUAGAAAUGUUCUUCAUAUUGCAAGUCAUGAAGGAAAUCUUAAUCUUGUCAAAACUCUCAUCGAAUGUGGCUGCGAUAAAGAAACAAAAGAUGUACUUGCGUGGACUCCUCUUCUUUUGGCAUCAAGGGAAGGUCAUCUUGAAGUUGUUAAAUAUCUAAUCUCUAUUGGAGCUAAUAAAGAAGCAACAUCUAAUGCUGGAUAUACUCCUCUACUUUUGGCAUCAAGGGAUGGUCGUCUUGAAGUUGUUAAGUACCUUAUAUCAGUUAGAGCUAAUAAAGAAGCAAAACAUGAAAAUGGAUGGACUCCACUCAUUUUGGCAUCAUGGAGUGGUCAUCUUGAAGUUGUUAAAUAUCUAAUCUCUAUUGGAGCUGAUAAAGAAGCAAAAGAUAAUGAUGGAUAUACCCCGCUCAUUUGGGCAUCAAAGGAUGGCCAUCUUGAAGUUGUUAAAUAUCUAAUCUCAGUUGGAGCUGAUAAAGAAGCAAAGAAUAAUGACGGAAAAACUGCUCUCUCAAUUGCAAAAGGCGAUGUAAGAUAUUAUCUAGAUAACCUUUGA
Trichomonas vaginalis G3 is the source of this 1023-nucleotide messenger RNA. RefSeq names its product spectrin binding. The coding region runs from base 1 to 1023 and encodes 340 amino acids. The record is from RefSeq and is a predicted model, not a curated record. The transcript has a single exon. Gene Ontology annotation, molecular function: protein binding. NCBI's taxonomy places the organism in Eukaryota, Parabasalia, Trichomonadida, Trichomonadidae.